Messenger RNA from Chiloscyllium plagiosum (whitespotted bambooshark), 3283 nucleotides. It is a transcript of the gene naalad2, whose product is annotated as N-acetylated alpha-linked acidic dipeptidase 2. NCBI's taxonomy places the organism in Eukaryota, Metazoa, Chordata, Chondrichthyes, Orectolobiformes, Hemiscylliidae. Gene Ontology annotation, molecular function: carboxypeptidase activity. The record is from RefSeq and is a predicted model, not a curated record.
AAGGCUUCACUUAACGCGUUUCGAUAUCGACCUUGACGAAACUCAUUCGGGAUCACUGAACAUCGUACAAAUAGGAGAAACAUUCCUGCACUCGGACUCAAAAACGCAGUGGUCUUUGGUAGCUUGUCUUGUUGAAGCAGACACAGAUACCUACUGGAAUCCUACCAAAUAUCCAAAAUGAUAAAUCUUCAACCUCAAGGAUGAACAAGAGCCACGUCUUGAAAAGAAAAUGAUAGCACCGCGAGCUCUACCUGCGCGAAUGAGUGGAUCAAAUUACAAGGUGUAGAGGAGAUUGAAUUACAGCAGACAGAAUUAAGUUACACAUUCCAAACUGGUGGAUGUGUAUAGAACAAAGUUACGGAACAAAUAAACAAUAGUUAGCGCUGUUUAUUAUCAGAACUGCAAACUGUGUAAAUACUGAGCUCCAAAGUUGCAUUGGCUGGACUCAGACCAGCCACGAAGUAGAUCAAAUUCUUAACGUCUGCAAAAUAUCGCGUGCUCCAUUUGCCUUAACUGCAGAGAAUUAACUUUCCCUCCACUCUCGCAGACUUUUACAGCUGGGGCAGUGAAUUGUUUCCAGCUCAUAGUUGUUGGUCGAAGUUCAGUUCCGGCAUUUCCAUCUAAGAUACGGGAGACCUGGCAACAACCUCAAAAAUGAGGUCGGGUGUGAAUUGGUGCAAGUGGGCGCGAAUGUUACUGAUAUUCACCGCAAUAUUUUUGUUUGGAUUUCUAAUUGGGUGGGUUGGAAGGCCCUGUGUGGAUAACUUUCCGAUGAAACCUCAAACUAUUGGGAGCAAGCUGCUGCAUGAAAUGCAAGCUGAAAACAUGAGAGUAUAUCUGCGGAAUUGGACGCGAUUUCCUCACUUAGCCGGAACUGAAAAAAGUCUCCAGUUAGCCCAACAGAUUCAAACACAGUGGAAGAACUGGGGACUGGACUCUGUUGAAUUAGUUCACUACGAUGUCCUGUUGUCUUAUCCAAACAAAAACAAUCCUAAUUACAUCUCUAUUAUUGAUGAGAAUGGAAAUUCGAUCUUCAACACAUCAUUCUUUGAACCGCUACCACCUGGAUAUGAAAAUGUAGAAGAUCAUAUCACACCCUUUAAUGCCUAUUCGCCAGCUGGCAUACCAAUGGGUGAUUUAGUUUACGUUAACUACGCUCGAACGGAGGACUUCUUUCAGUUGGAAAGAGAAUUGGGUAUCAACUGCACUGGAAAAAUUGUGAUUGCUAGAUAUGGGAAGGUCUUCCGAGGAAACAAGGUUAAGAAUGCAAUGAAAGCAGGUGCGAAAGGAGUCAUCUUUUUCUCAGACCCUGCUGAUUACUGUGCACCAGGGGUGAAACCUUAUCCAGAUGGCUGGAAUCUUCCUGGAAGUGGUGUCCAGCGUGGAAAUGUAUUAAACCUGAAUGGAGCUGGAGAUCCUCUUACCCCAGGCUUUCCAGCUAAUGAAUAUGCAUUUAGAUUGGAUGAAGGUAUUGGCCUUCCAAAAAUUCCAGUUCAUCCAAUCGGCUAUAACGACGCAGAGGCAAUACUACGUAACAUGGGAGGAAUUUCAGCCCCAGGUGAAUGGAAAGGGCAAAUGAAUAUUUCAUAUAACAUUGGACCUGGUUUCAAGGACAGUUAUUCCUCAAGCAAAGUCAGAAUGAAUGUUUAUACGAGAAAUGAGGUUAGACGAAUUUACAACGUGAUUGGCAAAAUUCGAGGAGCACUGGAACCAGAUCGGUAUGUCAUUCUUGGAGGGCAUCGUGAUGCCUGGGGAUUUGGUGGUAUUGAUCCAAUGUCUGGAGCAGUUGUUGUACAUGAGGCAGUGAGAAGUUUUACAAAGCUUAUGGAGGAAGGCUGGAAGCCCAGAAGAACCAUAAUAUUUGCCAGCUGGGACGCAGAAGAAUUUGGAUUAUUGGGCUCCACAGAGUGGGCAGAGGACAAUGCAAAACUACUACAGGAGCGGGGAGUGGCAUACAUCAAUGCAGAUUCAGCCAUCGAAGGUAACUACACACUCAGAGUCGACUGUAGCCCUUUGCUGUACCAGUUAGUUUAUACAUUAACCAAAAAGAUUCCCAGUCCUGAUGAUGGUUAUGAGGGAAAAUCCCUUUAUCAGAGCUGGUAUGAGAAAGAUCCUUGGACAGAGUACAAGGAAGCUCCGAGGAUAAGAAAACUGGGAUCUGGCAGUGAUUUUGAAGCUUAUUUUCAGCGACUUGGCAUUGCCUCUGGCCGUGUACGAUAUACAAAGAACAGGAGAACUGCCAAAUUCAGCAAUUACCCAGUAUAUCACAGUGCUUAUGAAACAUUUGAGAUAGUGGAGAGGUUUUAUGACCCAACCUUUAAGAAAAUUCUUACGGUGGCCCAGAUCCGAGGAGGACUGGUUUAUGAGAUAGCCGACUCUAUCAUCAUACCAUUUGAUUGCAGAGAUUAUGCUGAUGCAUUGACCAACUAUGCAAAUGUCAUUUAUGAACAAGCCAAGCAGCAUGAAACUCAACUUAACAAAUAUCAAGUUUCUUUUGACUCUCUCUUUUCAGCUGUACAUAAUUUUACUCGCAUUGCCACUGAUUUUCACAAACGGCUGGAAAAGAUCGAUGUCACAGACCCACUCGCUGUACGAAUAAUAAAUGACCAGUUGAUGCUCCUGGAAAGAUCCUUUAUCCACCAUAUGGGAUUACCUGGGAGACCCUUCUACAGGCACAUCAUUUAUGCUCCCAGUGCUCAUAAUAAGUAUGCAGGAGAAUCUUUUCCAGGAAUCUAUGAUGCUUUGUUCGACAUAGCAAAUGCUGCAGAUGAACACAAAGCCUGGCAAGAAGUGAAAGAGCAGAUUGCUAUUGCAUCCUUUACAGUGCAAGCUUCUGCUGGAACGUUAGAGGAAGUAUAACUUUAUUUCGUUUUACAGUUUUGAGAAGUUAAAUUGGGAGUUUAUGCUGUGACAAUAAGGUAUCUUGUCAUGAACAAUAACUUAGAAAACAAUUCUGUUUAUGCUCAACAUUAAAUGCAAUAUGUAUACUAUUCAUUGAUUGUAUACUAAAACUUUGGGUCAGUUAACUCAUUAGGCUGGAUAGGUGGUUUGUAAUGGAACAGAGUGGUGUCAACAACAUGCAUUCAACUCCCACCCCAGCUAAGGUUGCUAUGAAAGAUUUUUCCUUUUUAAACCUUCCUGUUGCCUGAAACCUGUUGAUCUUUAGCUUAAAUCACCACCAAUUGUCUCUCUUUAAUGAGAUAGCAACCCUAAGGUCCAAUAGGAUUAUGGCAACUCUACCCUUAUAUUCUAAAACCUAGCUGAAAAUGUGUUGCUGGAAAAG